GGCGGGCGGGCGGACCGACGGACCGACCCACCGACGCCCCCGCUCGCCCCCCGCGCUCACCCAGCGCCGCGCCCAGCGCCGCCAGCAGCAGCCGGGCGGCCGCCAUCGCCUCUUCCGCUGGAAACGGAAGGACGCGGCGCCACGGGGCGGCCGCUCCGCCCCGGCGCGGGGCCAUGGAGCGCGGGGCCAUGGAGCGCGGCGCCACGGAGCGCGGCCGGCGCGCUGCCCCGCGGAGGGGCGGCCGGCGCGGCGCUCGCAGCCUCGACACCUUCGCGGCGGAAGCGGAGGCGGCGCUGAGAGCUUGCCUGGAGGGCGAGGGGGCCGCGGAGGGAGGAGCCCCGGAGGCGAAGUUCCCGUGCCCUCUUGCCAUGUGGGAGCUCGGACACUGCGAUCCCAAGAAAUGCACCGGGAGGAAACUGGCCCGAAAAGGGCUGCUCCGAACCCUGCGCCUCCGCCAGAGAUUCCCAGGCCUCGUCCUCAGUCCGCUGGCUACCGAUUAUGUCUCUCCGGCUGACAGGCAUGUCAUUGCUCAGAGUGGAAUUGCAGUCAUAGAUUGCUCAUGGGCCAAAUUAGAAGAAACUCCCUUUAAGAGAAUGAGAGGAAGUCAUCUCCGGCUGCUGCCCUACUUGGUGGCUGCGAAUCCUGUCAACUAUGGUCGGCCAUGCAAGCUGUCCUGCGUGGAAGCUUUUGCUGCAGCUUUUUGCAUUGUUGGAUUCCCAGACCUAGCCACCAUUCUUCUAAGGAAAUUUAAAUGGGGUAAGGCAUUUAUUGACUUGAACAAAAGUCUCUUGGAAAAAUAUGCAGCCUGUCAUUGCCAGGAAGAAGUGCUGAGAGUUGAAAAGGACUUCUUAGCCAGUGUCCAAGAAACAAAAGAUGAAGAAAUAGAUCCAUUUGAUGUUGACUCAGGAAAAGAAUUUUCUAAUCCCAACAGACCAAUCAAUUCCCCAGGACUAGCACAAAGUAAUGAAGAAUCUGAGGAGGACAGCGUGAGCACUCCAGAUGAUGCUACUGAAAGCAGUGAUGAGAGCAGUCCAGAAGAUCAUGGUACUGUAAAGUUGCUGCAACAACAGCCAAUAAAUCAACUAUUUCAAAAGUAAAAAAAAAAAACCCACACAAACCCAAAACCAACAAAAACCCCAACAAUCCCAAAGAGUUGUAACAUCUUGUAUAAAGAAAUUUGCUUGUGAAUAGUUAACAGUGUGGCUUGUUCACCUGUAACUCGGUGCUUAGCAAAUGCCUUCCUUUAGGCGAACCUCAGACUAGAUGUGGGUUUAUAGGUCCAUUUAUGCACAUAAAGGCUUUAGGUUAUUUAAUUUUCAGAUAAUUGUUUAUGGAAUGCUAAUUGUUAUGUAAAGAGGCUGAAGCUUAGUUACAAGUUAAAAAAAACUGUAUUCUAAUCAAUGUGUCUGGAAAGUGGUUUAUAGGGAUUAUUUUUACCUAAUAGUACAUUAAGUAAACCCUUCUAACUUCUGGGCUAUAUUACAACUGGAAAACAUGACUAAGUUAUUGCCCUGUUCAGAGUACCUACCACAUAGGAGCCUCUGACUUUCUGCAGACUUGAACCUGCCAUAUGUAUUUCAACUACUUCAUCUAGUUCAGGGUAAACUGACUACCUAAGCUUAAAAGGAAAAAAAAUGCUUCCUGGAAUUGUUUUAACAUCUCCAUAUGUCUUUUCAGUAACUUUACAUGCUUUUUUUUUUUUUUUUUAAUUUACUCUGAUAGACACUCCUGAGCAACAUAAAAAUGUUUUGGCACUUUAUAUUCAGAACUGUACCAUAAAAUUUCAGGUAACAGGUUCAGCAAUGCUAUCUGCCUGCAUUCUCAUUACUUGAAGCGGCACUCUACCAAGUCAGAAAUACACAGUCUGGCCCUUCAAGAUAAGAGUCAGAGACUCUCAUCAGCGCUAGUAUCUUAGUUCACUUUUCCACAUGCCUGCCAGUUUGUAUAGCGAAAGUGCAGCUGUUGGCAGCUGUUUUCUGUACAUUUAAAUAGAAUGCUCUUUUGAGUUUCCAGCACCCAAGUGGAACUUACUUAAACCUAAACUUCAGCAACCCUUCAGUAGAAGUGGAGAUACUGAGGACAAUUCAUAGUGUUACCUUCAUGUAUACAAGUUCUUCAAGUCACAGCAAGAUUUUCACCUCUUAACCCUCUUCUACUGGAGAGAUUAAAUGCUAGCCCUACUGGAGCUAGAACUGGGGAGUCACAGCAGCAGUUUUAGUGGUACAAAUAUUCCAUUUCCCUUUAAAAAGAAAAAAAGAAGCCCAAGUAAAUGAAUUUGACAGGGAAUCUUUAACUCAGUUCCUCAAUUACUCACUUUCCUACCCCAAGCAUAUGAAGUCUUUCCCAAAUCAGCUGUUGUAACAAGGAUUUCUAGAUAGUGACAAGGAAGCAAUCCUACACAAACAAUUUUUAAAGGACUGAGAAUAACGUGAGGGUGUUAGCUAUUCUAAUUUGAGGGAAUGCUUUUAUGUUAUAAAGCUAUCGUAAUCAAAUGCAGACAAGCAGAACAGAUCUGAGAACAGAGCUGUAUCACACUUAGAAUAACUUAAGUCUCUAGCAGUAGCCAUUUUUUAAUAACAAGCAUUGAAGAAGCUACAGCUCAGGUGGAACAAAGCUUUUCACACUUCAUUUGUUUUGCAGAAUGAUUUUGACUAAAAUACAAUUAAAAAAAGCAGUGAAAGUUUAAUAGAGGGCAUAUCAGCUUGACAUACAUGAAAAUAACUUACAUAAUUUAACUGAUUUCCUUUACAGAAGGAAACUGUAAUUGCAUAGAGCACGUCCUUUUCCUAAAAGCUAUAUACAUUGACAUAUGGAAGAAGGCACAGAAGUAUUUCUGAUAAACAAGUACCAUUUAAAAUCCCCAGUUGCUGUAGGUCCCCUUGCAUUCCUUGGACAGCUUCUAUUGUUCAUAUCAGUCUAAUGCUUGUGUUACGGUCACACCAGUAUGUUGAUCCCUUUAUGCACAGUAAGCAAUUGGUCUCUAGCUAGUCAGAAUUCUGUAAGCUGUUUCAGGAACUGAUCAAAGUUGAAUAGCUGCAGUUACCACUCAGGGCCCAAAGAAGGGCCACGUUCAUGUUGGGGGUGGGCAGGGAAAAGAAAUGAAGGCAACAUCUAAACAAAAGGUAAGUGCAGCAUCACAGGCCUUAAAAACAGGACUUGCACUGAAUUGUGUUCGGAGCCAUUU
Molecule: messenger RNA, 3184 nt
Organism: Gymnogyps californianus (California condor)
Lineage: Eukaryota; Metazoa; Chordata; Aves; Accipitriformes; Cathartidae
Gene: TSR3
Product: TSR3 ribosome maturation factor
Exons: 6
Coding region: 174-1097 (307 amino acids)
Biological process (GO): maturation of SSU-rRNA
Molecular function (GO): rRNA small subunit aminocarboxypropyltransferase activity
Source: RefSeq, a predicted model, not a curated record